Monodelphis domestica (gray short-tailed opossum) is the source of this 2610-nucleotide messenger RNA. It is a transcript of the gene VN2R552, whose product is annotated as vomeronasal 2 receptor 552. Lineage: Eukaryota; Metazoa; Chordata; Mammalia; Didelphimorphia; Didelphidae. Gene Ontology annotation, molecular function: G protein-coupled receptor activity. The record is from RefSeq and is marked inferred. Gene Ontology annotation, biological process: G protein-coupled receptor signaling pathway. Gene Ontology annotation, cellular component: plasma membrane.
GGCUCUGACCACAGGACAGAGAAGCCACCCUGCUUCCAUGAGGUUAAUCCCAUUGUUUCCAGAGAUGGAGAUCUGUUGAUUGGCAUCUUUUUAUCCUUAUUCUCAGUUGAAGUAAACAGAGUAACAGGAGCAGAAUUGUUUGAAAACCCUCCUAAUCUAGUUUGUAAGCCUUAUCAGUGGCUACACAAAAAUUACCAGCAGGCUCUGGCUAUAAUGUUUGCUGUAGAGGAGAUUAACAGGGAUCCCAAUCUGUUGCCCAACAUUUCCCUGGGAUUCCACAUCUACAACACUUACCACAGUGAUGAGAGAACCUUGGAGAGCUCCCUAAGGUGGCUCUCUGGUCAGGGCCAGCCCAUACCUAACUAUAACUGCAGGGAGCAGGAAAAUUCUGUGGCUAUUAUUGGGGGAGGCACAUCAGCUCUGUCUGUCCAAAUGGAGACCCUGUUUGACCUCUACAAGUUUCCACAGAUCAGCUAUGGUCCAUUUGAUUCCAUUCUCAGUGACAAGGUCCAGUUUCCUUCCCUCUAUCAGAUGGCUCCCAAGGACUCUUCUCUUUAUCAAGGUGUUGUUCAUUUAAUGGUAUAUUUUAAAUGGAACUGGAUAGGUCUGAUUGUAACAGAUGAUAUGAGAGGAGAGGAUUUCCUCUGGGAAAUAAGAAGGGAAAUGGUAAAGAACGGUGUUUGUGUGUCCUUCACCGAGAAGAUCCCUGUCAGUGAAAGAAGACAUGUGGAAUCACAGGACGCAUUUAUUCCCAGGAUCUUAUCAUCAUCAACAAGGGUGAUUGUCAUCCAUGGUGACACAGACUCAUUAAUGAUUCUGAGACACUCACAAAUUCCUCUUAUACUUCCCAUUAUAACAUGGAAGGUAUGGAUUGCCUCAUCUCACUGGGACAUUACCAUGAGAUAUUUUUAUCAUCAUGGUUAUACUUUCAAUGGGGCUCUCACAUUUUCUUAUUUGACAAAUGAAAUUCCUGGGUUCAAGACUUUUCUUAAGACAAUUAAACCCUCACAAUACCCAGAUGACAUUUUACUUAGAGAAUUCUGGCUCUCUACUUUUAGUUGCUCAAAUCAACCUGUUAACUUAGAACAAAAGAUUUGUUCACCAAAUGCUUCUUUGGAGAUUUUGCCUCUGUGCUUUUUUGAUAUGACCAUAUCUGGUUUGAGUUACACCAUCUACAAUACUGUUUAUGCUGUGGCUUGGGCUCUCCAUGAAAUAUUUAGGAGAAAAAUAGAGAAAAAAUCAAAGAGAGAUGAAGAAUACAGAGUAUUCCAUUCUUGGCAGCUGCACUCUUCCCUGAAGAACACCCAAUUUCAGAACAGUGCUGGGGACCAGGUGUUUGUGGAUGAGAAAAGAAGAUCUGAGGCUCAGUAUGCCAUUAUGAACUAUGUGUUCUUUCCAAAUGAGACUGACGCUCUGGUGAAAGUGGGCCAGUUUGUCCCCAAGAGUCCCCUUGGUCAAGAUUUCACAAUUUGUGAGGAUGCCAUAGUGUGGAGCAGUUCCUGGGAUUCAAAGGUUCCCUGUGGAGUUUGCAGUGACAGUUGUGUUCCUGGAUUCAGGAAGACCCCUUUGGAGGGAGAGUCUGUCUGCUGCUUUGACUGCUUCCCAUGCCCAGAAGGGGAGAUAUCUAGUCAGAUGAAUGCAGAGCAUUGUAUGAAGUGCCCAGAUGUUGAAUAUCCAAAUAGAGAGAGAGAUCGCUGCAUCCCUAAGACUAUUACCUUCCUGAAUGCAAAAGAUCCUUUGGGGAUGACUUUGGCUCUACUGGCUGUUUUUUUCUCUUUACUGACUGCCUUGGUUCUGUGGGUCUUUGUGAAGUUCCAAGACACUCCCAUAGUCAAAGCCAAUAACAGGACUCUCAGCUAUACUCUCCUCAUCUCUCUUACCUUCUGUUUCCUCUGCUCCCUGCUCUUCAUUGGCCAUCCUACCCCUGCCACCUGUCUCCUCCAACAAACAGUAUUUGCAGUUGUCUUCACAGUGGCUGUUUCCUCCAUUUUGGCCAAAACUGUAAUAGUGGUUCUGGCUUUCAGAAGUAUAAAACCAGGAAGCAGGAUCCGCAUGUUCAUUCAGCCCAGAGUGUCCAUCUAUAUUGUUCUCAUCUGCUCUGGAAUUCAAGUGAUUUUCUGUGGCAUUUGGUUGGUAACUUCUCCCCCCUUUCCAGAGGCAGACACACACUCUGAAUACGGCCACAUAAUCAUUAGAUGUAGCGAGGGCUCUACCUUUGCAUUUUACAGUGUCCUGGGCUAUGUGGCCCUUCUAGCCCUGGGGAGCUUCACUGUGGCUUUCCUGGCCAGAAACCUGCCUGAUACCUUCAAUGAAGCCAAGUUCAUCACUUUCAGCAUGCUGGUGUUUUGCAGUGUCUGGGCCUCUUUUCUGCCCACCUACCAGAGCACCAAAGGGAAGGCCAUGGUGGCUGUGGAGAUCUUCUCCAUCCUGGCCUCCAGUGCUGGGUUACUGGGCUGCAUUUUCAUUCCCAAAUGUUAUAUCAUCCUCCUGAAGCCAGACAGAAAUACCCAGGAAAAAAAGUUAAAAAAUAAACAAGUUUUCAAAGGCAAGGUUUUUCCUCGAACCCAGUCUUAUACUUCCAGUUCUUGGAAUAUUAGGUUGGAAGAAUAA